AUGAAGGUUGCUGACAGCGUAAUGGCAGGAAAAGCAUCGGACAGCUCCAUAAAAUGGCAGCUUUGCUAUGACAUGUCAGCCAGGACCUGGUGGAUGGAUGAAUUUCACCCGUUCAUUGAGGCACUUCUUCCACAUGUCCGUGCAAUUGCCUAUACUUGGUUCAAUCUUCAGGCUCGAAAACGCAAGUACUUUAAAAAACAUGAGAAACGAAUGUCAAAGGAUGAGGAAAGAGCAGUCAAGGAUGAGCUACUUAGUGAAAAGCCUGAAAUUAAACAGAAGUGGGCAUCCAGGCUCCUGGCCAAGCUGCGCAAAGAUAUUCGCCAAGAGUUCCGGGAGGAUUUUGUGCUCACAGUUACUGGGAAGAAGCACCCAUGCUGUGUAUUGUCCAAUCCUGACCAGAAGGGCAAGAUUAGGAGAAUCGAUUGCCUGCGACAGGCUGACAAAGUCUGGCGGCUGGAUCUAGUCAUGGUGAUCCUGUUCAAAGGCAUCCCCUUGGAAAGUACGGAUGGAGAACGUCUCAUGAAAUCCCCACAUUGCACAAAUCCAGCACUUUGCGUCCAGCCACAUCACAUAACAGUAUCAGUCAAGGAGCUUGAUUUGUUUUUGGCAUACUACGUGCAGGAGCAAGAUUCUGGACAACCAGGAAGUCCAAGCCACAGUGAUCCUGCCAAGAAUCCACCAGUGUACCUUGAGGACAGUUUUGUGAAAUCCGGAGUAUUCAACGUGUCAGAACUUGUGAGGGUGUCAAGAACACCCAUAACCCAGGGAAGUGGAGUGAACUUCCCAAUUGGAGAGCUCCAGAGCCAGCCAUAUUACCAUGAUAUGAAUUCGGGUGUAAAUCUACAGAGGUCCUUGUCCUCUCCACCAAGCAGCAAAAGACCCAAAACUAUCUCCAUAGAUGAAAAUAUGGAGCCAAGCCCAACAGGAGACUUUUAUCCUUCUCCAAAUUCACCAGCGGCAGGAAGUAGGACAUGGCAUGAAAGAGAUCAAGAUAUGUCCUCUCCUACAAUGAAGAAACCUGAAAAGCCUUUGUUUAGUCCUACUUCUCCCCAGGAUUCUUCAUCAAGACUGAGCACUUUUCCCCAACAUCACCAUCCAGGAAUCCCAGGAGUUGCACACAGUGUCAUCUCAACUAGAACUCCACCUCCACCUUCACCACUGCCAUUUCCAGCACAAGCUAUUCUUCCUCCUGCCCCAUCUAGCUACUUCUCUCAUCCAACGAUCAGAUAUCCUCCCCACCUGAAUCCUCAGGAUACUCUGAAGAAUUAUGUACCUUCUUAUGACCCGUCCAGCCCUCAGACUAGCCAGCCUAACAGCAGUGGUCAAGUAGUAGGGAAAGUGCCUGGCCAUUUUACUCCAGUUUUGGCACCCUCUCCCCAUCACAGUGCGGUGCGACCUGUGACCCUGACCAUGACAGAUACUAAACCCAUCACUACAUCCACUGAAGGUGAGGCAUCUUCACCUACAGCAACCACCUACACAGCCUCAGGCACAUCCCAAGCCAAUCGAUAUGUGGGACUAAGCCCAAGAGACCCAUCCUUCCUACACCAGCAACAGCUGAGAAUUUGUGACUGGACCAUGAAUCAAAACGGCAGGCAUUUAUACCCCAGUGCCAGUGAGGAUACAUUGGGAAUUGCUUGGCAAAGUCCUGGUACCUGGGCUAGCUUGGUUCCUUUCCAAGUAUCAAAUAGGACACCGAUCCUGCCGACAAAUGUCCCAAAUUAUGGUUUGAACAUAAUUGGAGAGCCUUUCCUUCAAGCAGAAACGAGCAACUGAUGGAAACAAAAUUAAAAGCAAAAUUAAAAAAAAGAAAAGAAAAAAAAAAGAAAAGAAAAGAAGACAGUAUGAGAAAAGAACCUGAAGAAAGAAGAACAAAAAUAGACCAGCAAUUGCAGCUCUUACAAUCACUAAUUCCCUUACGGUUGAAACUCAAAUGAUAUACAAAGGGUCGAUGAUAUUUCACUGAUGGGUAGAAUGCAGCUCCUCCUAAGUAGCCUUUGUUAUAUGAAGUCCGCUGGGAAAUAGAUGUU
Molecule: messenger RNA, 2030 nt
Organism: Cinclus cinclus
Lineage: Eukaryota; Metazoa; Chordata; Aves; Passeriformes; Cinclidae
Gene: NFIB
Product: nuclear factor I B
Exons: 12
Coding region: 1-1776 (591 amino acids)
Biological process (GO): regulation of transcription by RNA polymerase II
Cellular component (GO): nucleus
Molecular function (GO): DNA-binding transcription factor activity, RNA polymerase II-specific; RNA polymerase II cis-regulatory region sequence-specific DNA binding
Source: RefSeq, a predicted model, not a curated record